Messenger RNA from Porites evermanni, 2928 nucleotides. The record is from the annotation of a GenBank genome assembly. Lineage: Eukaryota; Metazoa; Cnidaria; Anthozoa; Scleractinia; Poritidae.
AAAGAUGCAUUUGCCAAUGCUGUGGAGGACUGCAAGUCGUAUUUGGAUGAAAGUGAUGGGGAAAUCUUGAGCUCUUGGCUGUUAUGCGAGUAAGUGAAAUCAAAGUAUUAAUUGUCAUCAUAAUAACCUGGAGAAUGUUGAUUUGGGCUCCUUUGUUUUUUUAUUUGGUCAAAUAUCGUGGAGCUCUGUGGAUUCUUUACAUAGUCCAUUAAAGGCUGAAUUAUUGUUAUCGGUACAUUGGCGCAUAUCGUUACUGGGUAUCAAUUUAUGUGGCAGCCUCACAUCAUGCAUCAAGACAGCGUGCAAAGAAAGUCGUGUCCGAUAGUCCGGGGCUAGUGGAUUUUGCUCUCAGGCUAUAUCUAGCGAUUUCUGUUCUUAUUGCCCGACCGGUAAGUGCUGCUUUUUGGGGAAAUUCAAAUUACAGAAGGAUUGUAAUCAAUCCUGCUUAUCAAAAAGGAUUUUGGGGCUAGUUGAAAUGACUUGUGGGCUAAUACAUACUAGGUACAGCUUGCACGAAUGGCAGGCUGGAAACUGACUUUCUUCACACCCUGCAAAGUAACCACCACCUGGUUAGCUCAUUUGGGAGAGUGCCGGUCUGCUGAGCGGGAGGUUGCAGGUUCAAACCCCUGCUGGAUCAACCCUCAGGGUCUUUUGUUUGUUUGCUUUUUUGUAAGAUAAAUUAUACAAUGUUAAUGAUUUUAGAGUGUGUAGUAUGUUAUACAUUUUAGAAGACUAGUUUGCUGUUUCUAGGGUAGAGAACAUUCUUGUAAAAUAACAGUUUUAAGUUUUGAUUGAGCAAAAGAAAAAUGAAAUGACAACCUUAACCCUCAACGGUGUGCAGUUUUUAUGGUACACUGGUUACAAAAGAUUGAGGGUGCAUUUAUUAGAAUAAUACAGCAUAUGAGAAGAAGACUGGGCCAAGUCAACUGUUGCAAAGACUUCUGGGACAUGUUACCAGGGACAGGGGAAAAAUGGCCUCUACAUGUGGCCGACGGGCGCGUCCUCAGUAACCUUCCUUAGUGAUGUUUAUACCUCUUCGUCCUGCGUUUCUGAUGCAUAAAAAUCCCCAAACUAGACGCAAAAUGAUUCAUGGCUUGCGUCCUGGAGGACGCAAAGAAUGAAUAUACAAUAUCGUGUUUGUGUGAUUUUUGUGGCUGAUGUUUAUAGAUGCAUAUUUACUUUAGUCUUUUUUGUGCUUUAAAUAAAAGAAGCACUAUAUUUUAAUUUCAGUAAACUGUAAUUAAGAGUUUUGGCGUCUGUCUGCAGAUUAAUUGUCUGGUUAUAUAAAGGCCCAAGAAUUUUCAAUUUAGGAAUCCUUGUUUGUUUGAACUGGGACUCAUUGGUUAUGGAGAGGGACUCGUGACUUUUCACAAGAUGAGUCCCAGGACUCACCAAUAUGACUACCUGUAUUUUGUAACAAAAUCAAAGAAUCCUAGAAACAAUUGCUGGACACAUUUUUGCUCCACUCCCCUUUUCAUGUCUAAAGUGGUGAAUUACUGUCAAACUGUUACUAAUUAUAAAUACUAUUUGCAGGAUUGACCACUGGGAUCAUGAAAAAGAAAGGAUUGUUCUUAUCACUAAGAAGACCCUUUGCUUGGUUAAGUACAAUUUUAGUGGUUUGAAAUUCGAUGGGGUGAGAAAAGUGCCAUUGAUCGAGUGUAACAAGAUACAGAUUGGUAGAUUUGUGUAUCCUAAAACCACCAUGAUGAUGUGAGUACAGUAACUAUUCUACUUUGGUACUUUUAAUGCCUACAAUUCUUCAACGGUUGCUUAAGGAAAAUGGUAUGGAGGCCAAAAGCUCUUAAACCUAUAUAACUACUGUUUCCAUAUUAUGAGUUUAAAGAGCUAAGAUUUUCUUGACAUCUCCCUAAGGCAAAAGCAACUUGAUCGCCAGGGACCAUUGGGCUCUGCUAAGGCAUAUCCCCUCUUAUGCAUAAUUCUUGCCAUUUGAUAUUCAUUAUCACUUCUCAAACUCAUUAAUAAUUCAUAAAGAAAAUACAAAGGAAAUUAAUGGUCAAUGAGUGUGUGGAAAUCAGAUGAAAAACUGCUCAUUUUUGCAUCCCUAAAUUGUUUGAGAAGUAAUAUCAAGCACUCGACACAGUGUUUCAUCACCAGAUGAAACACCUCGAAGUUCGUAAAAAACACUUCACUGUGCGUCGUAUUUUCAACUCUCUUCUCAGUGUUUCUGGAACACUGUACCAGGCAACUGUUACCUUCUACUUCGUUAAUCUUUGUAAUCAUUCGUCGCUGUCAGAGAAAAAAAAAUACUUUUUUAGCCUAGAAAUUUAAAAAUAAAUUAAUGAUGAGCACGGUUUUGUCAAGUUAAACGAAAAUAUGAGAAACAUCCAGUACUGCAUUGGGAUAUAAAAAUAUUUUUAAAAAGUACAACAACAACAUGACAAAUUUUCUUGAGUUGGUCAUGCAUCCAGAAACACGUCGUGUUUCAUUUUUGUGUUCUUUUUUUAAGUCUUGCGUCGUUUCUUAAUUUAACACAGAAUCUUCUCUAAAAAAAGAAGAGAGCAAACAGCUGAAAAAAAUUCCCUAAGGGACGGUCGAACACUCUUUUUCAGUCCGCGGCACUUCCAAACCGGAUUGCGUGUCUACUUUGGCAAAAACGUCCAACCAACAUUUCUUCAAAACUGGAAUUCAUGAUCACAUGCAAUCCCCUUUGUCACGUUUCCUUGGCACAGAGGCAAUGACGUCAUGGCCAGAUUACCAGCGCACAUGCAGCUCGAUCAAUUUCAGCAGGCCAUUAUACAAGCCAUCACCGAAGCCCAUAAUGCACUUCAAGAAGGUGUGGCAAUGGAAUCUCUCGAGAUUGCGCACAAUUCGGCAAUACUAAUUGAAGUGUAUUGUGGGUUUUCGCCGAUACUUCAUAACUAUGGCAUUCUAGGGUUUAACCGUGAUCGGGGAAAGUUUGGAUUUUAG